AUGGGCAAUGCAGAAUCUUCACAAACUAAAAUUGACAAUAAAAUAAUUCAACAAAAAAAAUCAAAAGCAAAAAGUGUUACUAUAGGAAAAUGUGAGACAACAAAAAUUUCAAAUGAUCGUAAGAGAUCUAGCUCAUUCAAUGAAGUUGAUAUCGAAGCUAGUAAAAAUAAAAUGAUACAAAAACAAAACUUAUGUUUACAUAGAAAUUCAGUUUCAUUUAACUCUCAUAUUGAAAAAUUACCUAUAACAAGAGUUAGUAGAAGAGCUAAAUCAUUUAGAGUAGGACAAGGUAAUACAGGAAGUUUUACUUUACGAAAUCAUUUUGGGCCAGCUGCUGAAUUAACAACAAUACAAAAAAAAAUUAUUCAUGUGACAUUGUCAAAUGUUGAUGUUUCAAAUUUAUAUUUAUUUGGACAUUUAGUUUUUUCAACAAUUUUUUCUAGAGAUAAAAAAUUAUUACAAGUUAUAGGAUUAGAAAAUUUUCAAAAUUCUAAUAACAAUGUAUGGGAACAGCAUAUUAAUUUUAAGUUACAUAUUCAGCAUUUCUGUGAAACAUUAUUAGAAUGUGUUGAACAUAUAUAUGAUAAUUCAUCAGUUCUCGAUCGUUUAAGAGAAUUUGGUGCUUCUUAUGCAUUAAAUCAAAAUGCAUUUAAAGGGAUACCAAUGAAUUUUUGGGAUAGAUUACAAGCUGCCAUAUUUAAUGCUGCAAGAGAAUUAAAAUAUUUUGACGGGCGUAUGAUGGAAGUAUCAUUAUUAAGUGACAAUGAUCAGAUUACAAAUGAAAUAAUAAAAGACAAAAGUAUUUCACCAAAUAUCUCAAUAUCUUCUGCUACCUCAAAUUUUAAUUAUAAAACAAUUGAAAUAAAUAGUGAUACAACAUCCACACAUUCAUCUUCUGACAUUCCACCACUAUCACCAUACCAAAAAACGACAAAAAAUUUAUAUUCACAAUGUGGUAGCAUAUUAUCAAAUAAUAGAUUAAGUUUUAAAAAAAAAACAAAAAUGUCUUCUUCUUUACUAUUAAAUAAUUCAUCAGGACCAUCAUUAAAUAUUACAGAUAGAUUUUCACCAGAAAAAAAUUUUAAUGGAAAUGAUUCAAUAAAAAAAUACUUUAAAUAUUCUCCAUUAUCAAGUUCUAUUUGUCCUCUUAAAGCACAAGCAUGGGGAUGUUUUUCAUUAUUUCUCGCUGAACAAAUUAGAUUUGGUUAUGAGUUAGAAGUAAUUUUACAAGAUGAAAUGAAACGUCUAGGUUUAAAAGAUGUUGUGAUUGAAGAUUCUAUUAUGAACCGAAACUCACAUUCACCAAAACAAAAAACACCGUUUUAUACAGUUUCUUGUUAA
Strongyloides ratti is the source of this 1341-nucleotide messenger RNA. RefSeq names its product Globin, structural domain-containing protein. Lineage: Eukaryota; Metazoa; Nematoda; Chromadorea; Rhabditida; Strongyloididae. The coding region runs from base 1 to 1341 and encodes 446 amino acids. The transcript has 4 exons. The record is from RefSeq and is a predicted model, not a curated record. Gene Ontology annotation, molecular function: heme binding; oxygen binding.